CGCACUAGGAAAACAGCUGGGUGAUGCUAAAGGCUAGUUAGCAUCGUUUGUUUUUGUCGUGUGUGUCAGCGCUUUGAGACGACGCUUGAGAAAAACCUUAUUGUCCACCCCAGAGUGACCGACUGAGAGUCUGUCAUCUCUCUGACAAUGAAGUUCCAAUACAAAGAAGAGCAUCCGUUUGAGAAGAGACGGUCUGAAGGCGAGAAAAUAAGAAAGAAAUAUCCGGACAGGGUACCAGUAAUUGUGGAGAAAGCCCCCAAAGCCAGAAUAGGAGAUCUGGACAAGAAAAAAUAUCUUGUUCCCUCGGACUUGACAGUGGGCCAGUUUUACUUCCUUAUCCGGAAAAGAAUCCACUUGCGAGCGGAAGAUGCCCUCUUCUUCUUUGUAAACAAUGUCAUUCCACCAACCUCAGCAACCAUGGGACUGUUGUACCAGGAGCAUCAUGAAGAGGACUUUUUCCUCUACAUUGCCUACAGUGAUGAGAGUGUGUAUGGGAACAGCCAAAGGGAAAUCUGAUCCCACCACCAUCCCCCUUUUGCCCCUCCCUGACCUACACUAUUCAUUUAAAUAUUAAAUUCAGCUCAGCAGCCUAAAGUUCCCAGAGGAAGUGGGUCAAAUGCACUUUCACCACCCAUACAUUAUUCUUCUAAACAUUCAAGUCUUUGUAGAGUCUGAAUUGUAUUUUUCUCCAUUUUUCUCUUGACUGGGUCAGGUGGUCUCAUGGCCAGUUCUUAUGUCAUAGAUGAUCGUACUUGAUAACACCAGAGACAUUAGUUAUUCGGUGGUUAAAAUGUCUUAAUUAUAGUUACGUUUCUGGCUUGGGAAAAAAAAGAGUUGGUUUAGGGUGAGUAAUUCCUUGUAAUCGCCAUUUUAAGGCAUUUUUAGAGUCUGACAGAAUACGAAUCCCUGUCUUGCAGCAGUUUGAUUCUGAAAAGAAGUGUUGAAAAAGAAAAGUGACCGAACAUGUUCUACCACUGAAAUAAUAACAUCAUAUAAUGAACAUCAUAUAAUGUUACCCUAGCUGAACUUUCAAUGGAGUGUAAUAGAAUUCAGACUAAAUGGUCAUCUUCUGCUAUCAGUGGUAAAUAUGUUGAUUGCUAUGAUAAUUAUUAUUGUUGAUUUUAGAUGGCUUACUUUCUAUAGGUAUUGUAAAGCUGAGUGCAAUUUUCUUUUGUAUGUUUUAUGUUUUUGUUUUUUUAAAGAAAAAAAAUAAUAUUCUGUAUACUGCUGCAUUACUGGCUCUUUCUUCACUCAUGAACAUACAAUAAAACAAUAUAA
Periophthalmus magnuspinnatus is the source of this 1278-nucleotide messenger RNA. RefSeq names its product GABA(A) receptor-associated protein a (gene gabarapa). Gene Ontology annotation, molecular function: ubiquitin protein ligase binding; GABA receptor binding. The coding region runs from base 148 to 516 and encodes 122 amino acids. Lineage: Eukaryota; Metazoa; Chordata; Actinopteri; Gobiiformes; Gobiidae. The transcript is spliced from 4 exons. Gene Ontology annotation, biological process: macroautophagy; autophagy of mitochondrion; autophagosome assembly. The record is from RefSeq and is a predicted model, not a curated record. Gene Ontology annotation, cellular component: autophagosome; cytosol; autophagosome membrane.